Messenger RNA from Ipomoea nil (Japanese morning glory), 1000 nucleotides. RefSeq names its product serine/arginine-rich splicing factor RS31. Gene Ontology annotation, cellular component: nuclear speck. Gene Ontology annotation, biological process: mRNA splicing, via spliceosome. The coding region runs from base 109 to 843 and encodes 244 amino acids. Gene Ontology annotation, molecular function: RNA binding. The transcript is spliced from 6 exons. The record is from RefSeq and is a predicted model, not a curated record. NCBI's taxonomy places the organism in Eukaryota, Viridiplantae, Streptophyta, Magnoliopsida, Solanales, Convolvulaceae.
UUUCUACCGUAAAUUUCUUUCAAUCGCUUUCGGCGUUUGUGUCGUUCCGUUGUUAGGGUUUUUGGUAUCCUGUCCCAAAGGUUUUUGAGCUGAUCGCCUUUGCAAAAGAUGAGGCCAAUAUUUGUGGGUAAUUUUGAGUACGAUACUCGCCAGUCGGAUCUGGAGCGGGCCUUCUCCAAGCACGGGAGAAUCGAGCGUGUCGACAUGAAAUCUGGAUUUGCCUUUGUCUACUUUGAGGAUGAGCGUGAUGCUGCAGAUGCCAUUCGUCAUCUAGACAAUAUGCCUUUUGGACAUGACAGGCGCAAACUGUCAGUGGAAUGGGCAAGGGGUGAACGUGGCAGGCAUCGUGAUGGCUCCAAGUCUGUGGCAAACCAGAGGCCAACCAAAACUCUAUUUGUGAUCAAUUUUGAUCCUAUUCGGACUAGAGUCCGAGACAUUGAGAGACACUUUGAGCAAUAUGGUAAAAUCAUGCAUGUCCGAAUUCGAAGGAAUUUUGCUUUUGUGCAGUUUGAAACUCAGGAGGAGGCCACAAAAGCUUUGGAGUGUACACAUAUGAGCAAGAUACUUGACAGAGUGGUCUCAGUUGAGUAUGCUUUGAGAGAUGAUGAUGAGAGAGGAGACAGGCCGGAUAGCCCUAGAAGGGAUUAUGGAAGGCGAGGUGACAGCCCAUAUAGGAGAUCACCGAGUCCAGUGUUCCGUAGAAACCGACCCAGUCCUGAUUAUGGACGCCCACGCAGCCCUGUCUAUGAUCGAUACAAUGGUCCUUCAUAUAAUCGAGUCAGGAGCCCUGAAUACGGAAGGCACCGCAGCAGGUCUCCUGUUCACCACCGGUCAAGAACUUGAUCCCGCACAAGAAUAGAGGAAGAUUGCUACUAUGUCUACUAAUGACGUUGUUUAUGUAAAUGGCUAUAUAGGGGAUAGUACAUUAUGUAUCCAAGAAGAGAAACUUAGAACAAUUUAUGUGUUGUUAGUUGCAUUUUGAUCUUGCCUUUUGCGUAUU